Molecule: messenger RNA, 715 nt
Organism: Spirodela intermedia
Lineage: Eukaryota; Viridiplantae; Streptophyta; Magnoliopsida; Alismatales; Araceae
Source: the annotation of a GenBank genome assembly
AUGAUCCAAGGAGGUGACUUCACUCGUGGGGAUGGAACUGGCGGAGAAUCUAUCUACGGCCUCAAAUUCUCUGACGAGAACUUCAAAAUCAAGCACACGGGCCCUGGUAAUUUGCCAAUCUUCACCAUCAAAUCCGUCAAACCUCUCUCUCUCUCUCUCUCUCUCUCUCUCUCUCUCUCUCUCUCUCUCUCUCUCUCUCUCUCUCUCUCUCUCUCUAUCUAUCUAUCUAUCUAUCUAUCUAUCUAUCUAUCUAUCUAUCUAUCUAUCUAUCUAUAUAUAUAUAUAUAUAUAUAUGUAUUUCGUGUGAUGCUCGUCAAGCAGUGAUCCAUCCAUCAAACUUCCCUCUCUUCAACCAUGUUCAUUAGAAAAAAAAAGCCCAACGUUCUGCAAUAAAAUAUGAAUAUCUGGGGAUCUUUUCUCUUGGAACAGGGAUUCUCUCAAUGGCCAACGCCGGCCCGGACACCAAUGGAUCGCAGUUCUUCAUCACCACUGUCACAACCAGCUGGUAAUGACCGGCCCCACCUUGCCCGCCUCUGUUUUCUCUUGUGGAACUCCUCGUGACAUGAUCUUUGGCAGGUUGGAUGGCCGCCAUGUCGUCUUCGGCAAGGUGCUGUCCGGGAUGGACGUGGUGUACAAGGUUGAGGCGGAGGGACGGCAGAGUGGAACCCCGAAGAGCAAAGUGGUGAUUGCCGACAGCGGGGAGCUGCCUCUGUGA